Arachis stenosperma is the source of this 486-nucleotide messenger RNA. RefSeq names its product protein MAIN-LIKE 1-like. Gene Ontology annotation, biological process: meristem maintenance; meristem development. NCBI's taxonomy places the organism in Eukaryota, Viridiplantae, Streptophyta, Magnoliopsida, Fabales, Fabaceae. The record is from RefSeq and is a predicted model, not a curated record. The coding region runs from base 1 to 486 and encodes 161 amino acids. The transcript is spliced from 2 exons.
AUGGGGGACGAUCCGGCACGGUUAUAUCGGUUGGACGGAGUCGCUCAUAUAGCCGGGGUCAUCGACGAGGAGCCCCAGCGAUGCAUUAGGAGCAUGCGGCGGCAGCAGGGCAUGCGACUUGAUGACAGAUACGUUCCGUACUUGCAGAUGGCAGGUCUAUACCAUCUUGCAAGGCUGAACGACCGAUGGUUCCGGCUAGACGAGGCUCUUGUCAGUGCUUUCGUAGAGCGAUGGCGUCCAGAGACGCACACGUUCCACAUGCCGUUCGGAGAGUGCACCAUCACACUCCAGGACGUGGCAUACCAGCUGGGUUUGCCAGUGGACGGCCGUUACGUGAGCGGGUGCUUGUCCGAGUUCCAUAUAUACAUCGAGGGUGGCCAUCCAGCCUGGGUCUGGUUCCAGGAGUUGCUCGGAGUUAUACCUCCUCCCAGCCAGGUUCAGAAGUACGCAGUAAACUGCAGCUGGUUUCAGGAGACCUUCGGGUAG